AUGGCUCAGCCUCUUAUUCUCGGUCUCUGGUCCAUCGUUCUCGAGCCUGGAAAGACCUACUCGCAGAACACGAGCCCCGCCAUCCAGAUCACCAACGUCUCGUACGGCGCUGAGGUCAAGGGCAAUGCUCGCUCGGCCGUCACGAUGAAGUACCCGGAGUUUGAGCAGGACAGCGACGACGAGGAGGAUGACGAGGAGGAGGAGGACGAGGACGAGGACGACGAGAACAUCAAGCUCCCCAAGAUCAUCACCAAGGAGCCGGUCCUCGCUGUCCUCAGGCCCAACGCGAUUGAGCAGGCGUCGAUCAACGUCACCCUCGUCGAGGACGUCGAGGUUGUCGAGUUCUCCGUCACUGGCGAGAACCCCGUCCACCUCGUUGGCCACUAUGUCCGCCAGGAAGACUUCGACCAGCCUCCCUCGGACUACGACUCGGAGGAGGAGUACGGUUCAGACUUUGACGACGAGGACGACUUUGACUCGGAGGGCAUGUCGGGCUUGAUCGAUGACGACGAGGAGGACGACGAGGACAUGGAGGAUGCGGCGGACCGGAUUCAGGAGAUUGAGGAGCCGAAGAAGGCUGCCUCGAAGAAGCGCCCCGCAGACGAGACCCCCGCCGGCGCCGACGACUCGACCGUCUCCGCCGCGUCCGUCGCCGGUCUCUCGAAGAACCAGAAGAAGAAGCUCGCCAAGAAGCAGAAGGCCGAGAAUGGCGAGGCUGUUGCCCCUGCUGCCGAGGAGAAGAAGGCUGCUGAGCCCAAGAAGGCCGAGGCGAAGAAGGACGAGCCCAAGAAGGAUACCCGCAAGACCCAGGUCCUCGCCGGCGGCCUCGAGAUCACCGACUUCAAGGAGGGCACCGGACCUGCGGCCAAGGCUGGCAGCAAGGUCGGUAUGCGCUACAUCGGCAAGCUCGACAACGGCAAGGUCUUUGACUCCAACACGAAGGGCGCGCCUCUCGUGUUCAACCUCGGCCGUGGCCAGGUCAUCAAGGGCUGGGAUCUCGGCGUCGUCGGCAUGAAGGUCGGCGGCGAACGCAAGCUCGUCAUCCCCGCCGCGCUCGCGUACGGCAAGCAGAAGAUUCCUGGGAUCCCGCCCAACAGCCGCUUGACCUUUGACGUGAAACUUCUUUCUCUUUCUCCUUCUUCUUCCUCUUCUUCCUCUUCCCGCCGUUGA
Rhodotorula toruloides NP11 is the source of this 1170-nucleotide messenger RNA. RefSeq names its product peptidylprolyl isomerase. NCBI's taxonomy places the organism in Eukaryota, Fungi, Basidiomycota, Microbotryomycetes, Sporidiobolales, Sporidiobolaceae. Gene Ontology annotation, cellular component: nucleolus; chromatin. The record is from RefSeq and is a predicted model, not a curated record. Bases 1 to 1170 code for a protein of 389 amino acids. The transcript has 9 exons. Gene Ontology annotation, molecular function: peptidyl-prolyl cis-trans isomerase activity; macrolide binding.